CAAUCGCCUCUGCUGCGCUGCCUGCUGGUGUGCCUCGUUCAUCGAAGCACUACAGCGUGCGGGGCGACGAGGACUUUGACUCGCUGUCGGCCGAUCAAUGAAUUUCAGUUGCUCAAUAACCGUCCCCCGUGAAUGACACGGAUUUCUGGCGAAGGAGAGUAGCUUAGCGAUUGGCCCCUCGUGAGUGCGUUUAUAGGGUAUUCCUCAGAAGCGUCCUUGUAGUUUGUAGGGAGUGCGAUUAGGAUUGAAGUUAAUUCGCAGGUGGAAAUCCCGCUUAGUACGUGUAAUCAAUCCUUACGGGAAUCCAAACAGCUGAUCGUGAAUUAUUGCAAUCGUGUUAAAUAUUCAUAGAGUUGUGCUAAGGGACAUACGGUUAUCUGGUUUGGUGAGGAAAUGUGAAAACUUGUUUCCCAUUCGCUGAGAUAGUGUCCGAGAGGUGGAAAAGUGCCAGAGAAGUGAGCGUUAAGAAUUGGGCAAUCGAAUCAAGUGGUAGAUUUUCUAUCUUUGCUAGCGGUGGUCAUUUCAAGCGACCAUGUAGGUAUCUGCACCGGACGGCGGUGGUUUCCUGAGCAUCUAAGAUCAACACCAGCAGGAGCGUGGUGUUUGCGAAUUCGCCUCGAAAGAACAGACGAAAUCAAGUGUCCGUCCGUCCAGUGUCCAGUGCAUGAGCUAGCAAAGUGCAUGGCGCUUUCGAAGGAUUGCCAAUAAAAGUUGAUAGUUUUACAUGUCCAGCGAGAAGUGCCGCAGCCGCGUGCUUACGAGUGCUUGAAGCAGCCCGAAAGUGAAUGCCAAGAAGCGGUUCUCCACGCCGAAGAGCAUAAGUGAAGUAGCAUAAAAUUAACUCUUGGCAAAAAAAAAAAACAAGAAUUGAAUGUGUGCGGUGGCGACGCGUGAUUGUCCGUGCAUACGCGAUUGAAUCAGCUGCAGUUAUUCAUAUUGGUCAAUAUUAUAACAACAGUUCGACCGUCACGAGUGGCAAGCAGCAAGGCAGGCAGUCAGACAGGCAGUAGGGGAAAAUGGUGCAAUGGACACUGGUUUGGGCCGGUAUCGGUGUCCUAACGGCCAUCUCGGGUGCCCUGCUCGGAUGGGUCGUGUUUCCUGUGGCGGUGCAUGAAAAGAUACUCGAGAACACAGAGCUACGGCAAGAGACGCCACAAUUCAAGCGGUGGGAGGCUAUACCACAACCGUUGGAUUUCAAGGUUUACAUAUUCAAUGUAACCAACCCGUAUGAGGUGCAAAUGGGUCGACGACCUCGAGUAGUCGAGGUUGGCCCUUACAUCUAUUUCCAAUAUCGCCACAAGGAUAACAUUCGGUUCAGCAGGGACCGAAGCAAAGUACACUUUUCCCAGCAGCAGAUGUACGUCUUCGACGCCGAGUCAUCGUAUCCCCUCUCUGAAAACGAUCAACUCACGGUGCUGAAUAUGCAUAUGAAUAGCAUAUUGCAAAUAAUCGAUACCCAAGCAAAGGAAACGAUCACAAACUUUCGCUCCGAUGUUAACAAUACUCUCGAAAAAAUCCCCGUAGUUAGAGUCAUUAAACGAAUAAUAGAGAAAACGACGCCGAUCCAAUCGAUCCUGCAAAUUGCUGAAGACGAAACGUACGACAGCCUGCGGUUGAUCAAUGCCGAGUUGAAUCGGAUUUUCGGCCGACCGGAUUCCAUGUUCCUGCGGACGACCCCACGGGAGUUCCUGUUCGAGGGUGUCCCUUUCUGUGUGAACGUAAUCGGCAUCGCCAAAGCGAUUUGCAAAGAGAUCGAGAAGCGCAAUACCAAGACCAUCCGGGUCCAGCCGGACGGAUCGAUGAAGUUUUCGUUUUUCAAUCAUAAAAACAUGACUGACGACGGGACGUACACGAUCAACACCGGGAUCAAGGAGCCCUCGCAGACGCAGAUGAUCGAGUACUGGAAUGGGAGGAGCACGCUGGACAGGUGGAUCAAUCAAUCAGCGGGCUCUUCCUCGAAGUGCAACAAAAUUGUGGGAACCGAUGGUUCCGGGUAUCCACCGUUCCGGGAAGGUGUGGAGCGGAUGACCAUUUUCAGUUCCGAUAUUUGCAGGACGGUGGACAUCAAGUAUGUUGGACCAUCGAGCUACGAGGGAAUUCCUGCUCUGCGGUACGAAACAGACAGCCAUUUCUUGAACGAGAUUGGACCGGAAUAUGGCAACGAUUGCUACUGUGUCAAUCGGAUACCGAAAGCCAUCGUAAAGAGCAACGGGUGCCUCUACAAGGGAGCAUUAGACCUGUCCACGUGUUUUGAUGCUCCCGUCGUUCUAACGCAUCCGCACAUGAUGGGUGCGGCGCAAGAGUACACCAGUCUGAUUGAUGGGCUUCAUCCCGAUCCAGAGAAGCAUCAGAUCUUCGUCGAUGUGGAACCGCUUACCGGAACUCCCCUGAACGGAGGCAAACGAGUACAGUUCAACAUGUUCCUGCGGAGGAUCGAUUCCAUUCGGCUUACGGAUCGGCUGCAGACUACGCUCUUCCCGGUCCUGUGGAUCGAGGAAGGAAUCGCUCUGAACGAGGACAUGGUCAAACUGAUCGACGACAGUCUGAUGAAGGUCCUGACGCUGCUGGACAUCAUCCAGUGGGUGAUGAUCGGGUCCGGUUUGCUGCUGGCGAUCAUCAUGCCGAUCGUGUACUUCAGCAAACGAAGGCCAUCGUCAGGGUCGAUCACGCCGACUCUCACGACGACCACGAGCACCGUAAGCAUUUCCGACGGCGGCGGCCUCGGAGGGAACCCACAAAAGUGACAUUCACUGACGACGAUAACCUUUCUGGACUGAUUCGACUGAGAUAUAGUGCGUGGGAGGUUUGAAAGGGCUGAGAGCAAAUGAGAGAGCUUGAGUGGUCAAGAACGAGUGAUCGAGUAACAAGUGCCAACACCAUGUGAAACAAAGUGAAGCAACGCACGCGGUUCGCUAUUAUUGUGCAUUUCAGUGCAAACUAAGUCAAUCCGAUUCCGUCCAUUUUAGAGGUAUUUUAAUCCAUAAUUCUUUUUUAAUCCAUACAGUAUAGAAGGCGGUUACAAAUAGCUAAUUUUAUGUGAUUUUUGUACAUAAGUAAAAUGUGUUACCAUA
Aedes albopictus (Asian tiger mosquito) is the source of this 3071-nucleotide messenger RNA. RefSeq names its product sensory neuron membrane protein 2 (gene Snmp2). The transcript has 9 exons. Gene Ontology annotation, cellular component: cytoplasm; membrane. Lineage: Eukaryota; Metazoa; Arthropoda; Insecta; Diptera; Culicidae. The coding region runs from base 1017 to 2744 and encodes 575 amino acids. Gene Ontology annotation, molecular function: scavenger receptor activity. The record is from RefSeq and is a predicted model, not a curated record.